AUUUGUUUAAUUGGCCUAUUGAUCCCUACUCCUACGGUCCUAGUCCUAGUCCCAUUGAAGAGAUAGAGAGAGAGAAAGAAAGAGAGAAGAGAAGAGAAGAGAAGAGAGAGAGAGAUCUGAGAUACGGAAAAACAAAAUCCUCGACAUUAAUUGCUCUUCAACGCCUAGUCUUCGUUUUUUAGAUUUUUCCUGCAGAAUACCACUCGUGCGCUGCCGACCCCAAGACUGUUUUCUUUCUCUCUGUCACUUUAUCUCUCUGUUUUCUUUCUCUCUCUAAAAUGGAUGUUCUUCUGGUCUUCUUGUUCUGUUCUUUCUUUCUCUAUCUGCUCUUCCUCAUCAUCUUCCCCUGUUCCUCCCGAUUCAGCUUCAGGAAACUGGGUCUUCCACCGGGAAACUUAGGUCUUCCCUUCGUCGGCGAGUCUCUGCAACUCAUCUCUGCUUACAAGACAGGGAACCCAGAACCCUUCAUCGACGACAGAGUGAAACGUUAUGGUUCCUUAUUCACAACCCACGUGUUCGGUGAACCCACAGUGUUCUCCGCUGACCCGGAAGUGAAUCGGUUCGUGUUGCAGAACGAAGGGAAGCUUUUCGAGAGCAGUUACCCAUCUUCGAUCUCGAAUCUACUGGGAAGACAUUCGUUGUUGCUUAUGAGAGGUGGAUUGCAUAAGAGGAUGCAUUCACUAACUAUGAGCUUCGGAAAUUCCACCAUCAUCAGAGACAUUCUCCUCGUCGACAUCGACCGGUUGGUUCGGGUCAAUCUCGAUUCCUGGACCGACCAUGUCUUCCUCCAAGACGAAGCCAAGAAGAUAACAUUCGCAUUGACAGUGAAGCAAUUGAUGAGCUACGAUCCAGGGGAGUGGACAGAGACUCUGAGGAAAGAGUAUUUGCUCCUAAUAGAUGGCUUCUUCUCCCUUCCUCUGCCUUUCUUCUUCACCACCUAUGGGAAAGCCAUCAGGGCAAGGACGAAGGUAGCAGAUGCACUAAGAGCUAUGGUGAGGGAAAGGAGAAGAGAGAAGGAAGAAGGAGAAGGAGAAGGAGAAGGAGAAGCAGAAGGAGAAGAAGAGAGUAAUAAUGAUAAGAAGAAGAAGAAAGACAUGUUAGCUGCGUUAUUGGGGGAUGGGGAAGGAGGGUUUUCUGAUGAGGAGAUUGUGGAUUUCUUGCUGGCUUUGUUGGUGGCGGGAUAUGAAACCACAUCUACCAUUAUGACCCUGGCCGUCAAGUUUCUUACUGAGACACCUCUUGCUUUGGCACAGCUCAAGGAAGAGCAUGAGGAGAUCAGAGCGAAGAAGAAGAGCCCUUCUGAUGCACUAGAGUGGAACGACUACAAAUCCAUGCCUUUCACUCAAUGCGUGAUUAAUGAGACAUUAAGGGUAGCCAACAUCAUUAGUGGAGUAUUUAGGCGAGCAACAGCUGACGUCCAUCUCAAGGGCUACACAAUUCCUAAAGGGUAUAAGGUAUUUGCAUCUUUUAGAGCUGUCCACCUCGAUCAUCUCUACUACAUAGAUGCUCGUACUUUUAACCCUUGGAGAUGGCAACAGAGCAACUCAGGUUCAUUGGGAGGAGGAAACACAGGAACAGUGAAUAUGUUCACACCAUUUGGAGGAGGCCCACGUCUCUGUCCAGGUUAUGAACUCGCCAGAGUUGAAAUCUCAAUUUUCCUUCACCAUCUCAUCACUGGCUUCACCUGGGUUCCAGCUGAAGAGGACAAAUUGGUGUUUUUCCCUACCACCAGGACUCUCAAGCAUUAUCCCAUCAAGGUCCAACGUAAACAUAGAUUGGUUUGAUUCCAAAAGAAAACAGAGCAAAGCAUCAAAGUGGGAGAAGAGAAGAUAAUAGAAUAGAAUAAAGAUUUGCAGAAAAGAGUAGAAGGAUGGCAAUAAGGAGAGGCUGAAAAGGUGUCAAAGAAAUUUUAAUUAAUCUAUAAUCUAUCAUCUCAAUAAAAGUUCACUUUUAGGA
Messenger RNA from Macadamia integrifolia, 1956 nucleotides. RefSeq names its product cytochrome P450 90A1. Lineage: Eukaryota; Viridiplantae; Streptophyta; Magnoliopsida; Proteales; Proteaceae. Bases 279 to 1784 code for a protein of 501 amino acids. The record is from RefSeq and is a predicted model, not a curated record. Gene Ontology annotation, biological process: brassinosteroid biosynthetic process; multicellular organism development; brassinosteroid homeostasis. The transcript is spliced from 7 exons. Gene Ontology annotation, molecular function: monooxygenase activity; heme binding; oxidoreductase activity, acting on paired donors, with incorporation or reduction of molecular oxygen.